AUGGACGUCGUCAACGCAGAGCAAGCCCGCAUCGCCGAAGAGGCCGGCGCCUGCGCCGUCAUGGCCCUCGAGCGCGUCCCCGCCGAUAUCCGUAAAGACGGUGGCGUGGCUCCUGCUGUCACGAUACCGGUCAUGGCCAAGGCAAGAAUAGGACAUUUUGUGGAGUGUCAGAUACUGGAGGCGUUGGGGGUGGAUUAUAUUGAUGAGAGCGAGGUGCUGACGCCGGCGGAUGAUAAGUUUCAUGUUGAGAAGGAGCCGUUCAAGGUGCCUUUUGUCUGUGGCUGCCGAAACUUGGGCGAGGCAUUGAGAAGAAUUGCUGAGGGAGCGGCUAUGAUUCGGACAAAGGGCGAGGCUGGUACUGGUGAUGUCGUUGAGGCGGUGAAGCACAUGCGGACGGUCAAGCUGGAUAUUGCGAGAGCGCAGGGGGCGCUGCGGGAGGGCGAAGGUGCGCUGAGGGCGCUGGCGAGGGAGUUUGAGGUUGAUCCCAAUCUUCUCAAGCAGACUGCCCAGCUUGGUCGUCUGCCGGUCGUCAACUUUGCAGCUGGUGGCAUCGCUACACCUGCGGAUGCAGCACUGAUGAUGCAGCUCGGUUGUGACGGUGUCUUUGUUGGUUCAGGUAUCUUUAAGUCUGGCAAUGCUGCACAGAGAGCCAAGGCUAUCGUUCGCGCUACUACGCACUACAAGGAUGCCAAGGUGCUGGCAGAGUGCAGCGAGGGUCUGGGUGAGGCUAUGGUUGGCAUCAACUGUGGCAGUAUGGCGCCAACUGACAAGAUGUCUGGUCGUGGCUGGUAG
Cyphellophora attinorum is the source of this 792-nucleotide messenger RNA. Its product is annotated as Pyridoxal 5'-phosphate synthase subunit PDX1. Bases 1 to 792 code for a protein of 263 amino acids. Gene Ontology annotation, biological process: pyridoxine biosynthetic process; pyridoxal 5'-phosphate biosynthetic process; amino acid metabolic process. The record is from RefSeq and is a predicted model, not a curated record. Lineage: Eukaryota; Fungi; Ascomycota; Eurotiomycetes; Chaetothyriales; Cyphellophoraceae. Gene Ontology annotation, molecular function: amine-lyase activity. The transcript is spliced from 2 exons.